Molecule: messenger RNA, 810 nt
Organism: Entamoeba invadens IP1
Lineage: Eukaryota; Evosea; Mastigamoebida; Endamoebidae
Exons: 1
Coding region: 1-810 (269 amino acids)
Source: RefSeq, a predicted model, not a curated record
AUGGGCAACAGUGCCACACUCACUCCACAAUCCCAACUUUCAUUAGACAUGCAAAAACGAAUGUUGCAGGUCAAAUCAGCGCGACAAUCGUUAAAACUCUCGAAAACGUCAAAGUCGCUAUGUACCCAACAACUUUCUCAAAAUGUUAUUCCAAAAAAUGUUAUUGGCAGAAGUGACGGACCUUCACUCCUCGUGCAUCACAAGAGAACAUCUCAACGAGAAAGAGACUCCAUUUAUCUUCAACAAAAGACCUUACGUUAUGUUUCGAACAAACAGCGCAUGAGUAUAGCCAAAUCCAUAACUUUGAAGGACAACAAUUUAUAUGCAUUUUUGUUAUCCAAAAAAGCUUCAAAGCACUUUGAGGUAUUGUAUGACACGAGAAUUUCUGGUUUUGACUCUCGUGACUUACGCUCACUCAUUUCAUACAAGCAGAAGCUAGCGUUCAUAGUCGAGACUCAAGACAACAUCUUUGGGUUCUAUCAUGAAGACUUUGUGAAUUGCACUGGUAAUGAGACCACAACAAACUGGUCGAAUCGGAUGUUCUUAUUCUCGAUGAAAAAAUCUAACCCUAUUCCAGUCAUAUUCAUGAAGAACACACAACAAAAGGAUAGCUUUACAUUGUACCCCGAUAGGGACGAGAGACUCUUGUCUUGCUUCUCUGCAUUUUGGGUGUUCAAAGACGGCAAUGUGAUCAUCAACCCAGACGUAAAAGACGCUUAUGAUAUGAGAAAAAUACUCACCCCGUUCUCUUGUGUCGACGGAAACAGAAAGGUUGAGUGCGUUAGGUUUGUUGUUGUGAAAACAGAGUAA